UCUCUCUUGCAGAUGGCGUCAGUGACUGAUGGUAAAACUGGAGGCAAAGAUGCCUCUGACCAGAAUUUUGACUACAUGUUCAAACUGCUCAUCAUCGGAAACAGCAGUGUAGGCAAGACCUCCUUCCUCUUCCGCUAUGCUGACGACACCUUUACUCCAGCCUUUGUCAGCACUGUGGGCAUUGACUUCAAGGUGAAGACGGUCUAUCGUCAGGAGAAGCGAGUGAAGUUGCAGAUUUGGGAUACAGCUGGACAGGAGCGGUACCGGACCAUCACCACAGCCUAUUACCGUGGAGCCAUGGGCUUCAUUCUGAUGUAUGAUAUCACCAAUGAGGAGUCUUUCAAUGCUGUCCAAGACUGGGCUACCCAGAUAAAGACCUACUCCUGGGACAAUGCACAAGUUAUUCUUGUUGGGAACAAGUGUGACAUGGAGGAAGAGAGGGUUGUUCCUACUGAAAAGGGCCAGCUCCUUGCAGAACAGCUUGGAUUUGACUUCUUUGAAGCCAGUGCCAAGGAGAAUAUCAACGUGAGACAGGUCUUUGAGCGCCUAGUAGAUGCCAUUUGUGACAAGAUGUCUGAUUCGAUGGACGCAGACCCCUCCAUACUGGGCACCUCCAAGAACACGCGCCUGACAGACACCCCACCACUGCUACAGCAAAACUGCUCAUGCUAGGCAAAGCCCACCCUCC
Ochotona curzoniae (black-lipped pika) is the source of this 688-nucleotide messenger RNA. It is a transcript of the gene RAB3B, whose product is annotated as RAB3B, member RAS oncogene family. Lineage: Eukaryota; Metazoa; Chordata; Mammalia; Lagomorpha; Ochotonidae. Gene Ontology annotation, cellular component: endosome; synaptic vesicle; plasma membrane. Gene Ontology annotation, biological process: regulation of exocytosis; protein secretion; protein localization to plasma membrane. Gene Ontology annotation, molecular function: GTP binding; GTPase activity. The record is from RefSeq and is a predicted model, not a curated record. Bases 13 to 672 code for a protein of 219 amino acids. The transcript has 4 exons.